ACAGCCAGGAAUGAUAAAGGAUGCGUUAUGGACAUCUGCCACGCAGGACUUUGAUGCAAUUCUACCGUUCUGUACGAGCGAUUUUUCAAACUCACCGCGAAUCCAGGGAACAUCGACCCCCGCCCGAAAUAUUCCAGACCGCAACAGGCAAAAAGCAGUGGUGGCCCAAAUACAUUGCUCUGAAUCAAGCCCACCCGAAAACUACUGUUGGGUCGGGAACUUGCGGCUUCACGAGCCGGCGCUCCAGGGACACGACUGCCCGGAGACAGGCCCAGCAGAAUCUGGAACGCUAGAGGGAAAAAGUCACACACCCCCGGUUUCGGCGAUUCGUCACAACAAGCGCCAAAAAAGCCGAGACUCCGCCCCGGCGAAAAACGGCACAGGCGGCCACAUACAUCUAGAGCUGGGGGUUUCCGGAGCCCCGAGAAUUCCCAAUGAAACACCCGAGAGAACUGUUUUUAAUGACAUGUCAGAUGUUGACGACCAGCUAUUCUGUGAUGCGGCCAACCUUAUCGACCCAGUCAAUUCUACGGCCUCAGUACCGGCAGCCGAACAAGAAAGGUUUUUCACAUUAUUUUCCAGGGCUUUGAAAUCGAGGAAUGUUUUGCUAUACAAACGCCUGGGGGAUUUAAUUGAGAGACAGUACAGAGUCGGGUUGUGUCAGGGUUGUGUACAGGAAUAAAUUCAACAAUACAGAGAUUCGACAGUUUUUCAAUUUCCUAUGGGUGAAUCAGAAUCUUGACUAUGCUAUAUUUUACAUGAUGAUAAUGGACACUCUAAAUGAUCUGUUAGAGACGGCAAGAGAUUAUGGCGAACCUCGUGAUGUCUUACAGUUGGAAAUUUGUGGAGAUAGCCUGCAUAACACAGUAUCUCUUAGUUUGCCCAAUGGCGAAGCAGAUCUUGAACAAUUUACCGCGCUGGUAGAACGCCUUGUUCAGUCAAAUUUAGCCAUCAUAGCCGAUCGGACCCUCGAGCUUGUAGUGCAAAUAAUACGCCAACCGCAGGGGGGUGGUGGGCAGAGAAGGAAGCUUGAUAGCCUAAUGCAGUCAGAAAUCAUAAGCAAUAAAAGGGCCUACCUCAUAAACAUUCACAAUUCUGAUAAUAAGCUAUGUUUUGCAAUAGGCCUAGCGCAUUUACUUAACCCCGGAUGUACUGAUCUGACGGCAUUGCAAAAGGCUAGAGAGAUCCAAACGGCUUUGGGUCUCGGGAUACAGGAAGGGGUGGCAUUCUCAGACAUUGUCAAAUUUGAAAACUUUCUGAAUAUCAAGAUUGUGGUCUUGUACCACAGUAGAGCUAAUGCAGCUCUCUUGAAGUUCCAAAACACCCCCCAACCGCACCCUCAGAUUCUGUACUUUUAUGUGCAAAACAAACAAUACUAUGCCGUUACCAACAUCACAGCGUUCAUAGGCGCACCCUAUGUGUGUCCAUCCUGCCAUACCAGCUACACCCGAAAGGGGGGGCACUCGUGCCGCUAUAACUGUUCAGUAUGUCAGGAUGCAGAGUGCCCUAUGCAAACCUUAAACUUGACACCAUGUGAGGAUUGCCAUCGCACAUGUCGUUCGACCUACUGUUACGAUAAACACAAAAUUGAAACAUGGCACCCUAAGGCCUGUAAAUCUGUAAGCAUUUGUGCCAUUAACAAGAAAUGCCCAAAAUGUCAUUAAAAUAGAUAGCCCUAAACCACAUGUUUGUGGAAUCAUACAUUGUCCAAUCUGUAAAGGGGCUCUGAAAAGCAGAAAUGCUGAAGUGGUUCAAGAAGUGCCACACAAGUGUUAUAUUCAGAGAAAUAUUUGUUCUAUGAUUUUGAGACAAAUCAGCAAUCGGGGGAUCAUUUGCCUAUUUUUGUAUCUACCAUGACAUUCAAGGGGGAAAAGUGGUCUGCAGAAGGAUCCAAUUGUGCACUACUCUUUCUAAAACAUUUUAGAAAACCACAGUACCGAAACUUUACGUUUAUAGCGCACAACGCUAGAGCCUACGACUCUUACCUUCUUCUGAACCCCUUGAUAGGUAGUAAAAUCUUGUGUUUUGUAGAUCCAGCCUUCAACCAGAGAUACAUUGACAGUUUAAGCUUCUUACCCAUGAGAUUGGCUCAAAUGCCAGAGGCCUUGGGUUUUGAAAACUCUGUGAAAGGCUGGUUCCCCCACUUCUUCACAUCUGAGGAGAAUCUACAUUAUAUCGGAUCAUAUCCCAGCCCAGAAAUGUACGGGUGUGAUCAAAUGUCUCCCAAAGAGCGUGAGAGAUUCAUGAUUUGGUAUGAGACAGUAAGACAGGGCACCUUUGAUUUCCAUAAAGAGAUGGAAUCAUACUGUGACAAUGAUGUGGUUAUACUUCGUGAAGGAUGCCUCAGAUUCAGAGAAGAGGUAAUCAAAGAUGCAGGCAUUGACCCCUGGAGUUGUACAACUAUUGCAUCAGCAUGCAUGAAAACAUACCUUACACACUAUCUCUAUAGCUAUCUCCUCGCCUGACCACUACCGACGCCAAUUCUAGGCAUACUCUAGUGGGUCCAUUCAAUGGCUAGAGUAUAUGGCCCAGGAUAAAGACAUUUGUAUUCAACAGGCUUUGAAUCGAGGGGAGAAGGCAUUUGGCUCUUACCAUGUAGAUGGCUACACCAAGAUUGAUGGGGUUGAGACUGUGUAUGAGUACAACGGUUGUUUCUUCCAUGGUUGCAAAUCUUGCUUUGUGCCCCAGAACAUGUGUGUCCUAACCCAAAAGACUUUUGGGGAAAUGUACCAAGAGUUUCAAGACAAAGUUGAUUCUUUACAGGCUACUUACGGUCUAAAAGUGGUUGUUUUGUGGGAGCACGAAUGGACAGCCCUCAUAAAGUCUGAUCCUCACGUUCAAGCAUUCCUUUCCAGCUUUGACACCCCAGAACCUCUGGAGCCAAGACAGGCCUUGUAUGGCAGCCGUACCAAUGCUUUGACAUUGAGGUAUGUAGCGCAACCCGACGAGACAAUAGGCUAUGUAGAUUUUACAUCCCUUUAUCCGCAUGUAAUGAGUUCCUCAUGCUAUCCUAUAGGUCAUCCUGAAAUUAUUCAUCAUGAUUUUGACUUACCUCAAAACUAUUUUGGUCUGAUCAAAGCAACUGUCUACCCUCCAAGGGGUUUGUUUAUACCUGUGUUACCUUACAGGGGCCCUCAAGGAAAACUUUUCUUUCCCAUUUGUCGCACCUGCAGUGAAAACAGCACUGACAGGUGUAUGGGUCACAGCUGAAUUCUCUAAGGCUUUAGAGAUGGGGUAUUGUGUGGCCAAAAUCUUUGAAGUAUGGAACUUUUCAAAGAAAUCAGACACUCUUUUUAAAGAGUACAUCAAGACCUUCUUGAGAUGUAAGCAAAUGGCUUCAGGCUAUCCUGCAUCGGUCACAGAUCAAGAGAGUAAAGACAGGUACAUUCAAGACUAUCAUGACAGAGAAGGCAUCCUUCUUGACCCUGACAGAAUAGAGGUCCACAAAACCAAACAAAAAUGUGUCGAAAUUGUACUUGCUUUGGGGCAAAUUAGCGCAGAGGUGUAAUAUGCUAACAACGUCGAUUAUUAAAGACCCUGAAGAAUUUUGGGAAUUCGUUUUUUCGGACCAAUACGAAAUUUCACAUUUUUCAUUCUUGAGUCAAGACAUUGCCUUGGUGUGCAAUGGCGACGUAACAAGAAGUGGGUUCUACCCCCGGGUAAUGUAAAUGUGUUUCUUGCAGCAUUUACCGCAGCCUAUGGCCGACUUGAACUGUACAAGCUCAUGGAGCAGCUUCAGAGGCGGGUACUUUACCAUGACACAGACUCUGUGGUCUAUGUAAGCAAACCGGGGGAUUGGAGCCCCCCACUCAGCAACUAUUUGGGUGGCUUAACGAGUGAACUCGCAGAGGGUGACCAUAUCACAGAAUGGUCAUCCUGUGGGCCCAAAAGCUAUGCUUUUAGAACUCUAAAGAAUCACGUGGUAUUGAAAGCCAAAGGAGUGACUCAAAACUAUGAAAAUGCCCAGCGUCUAAACUUGGAAUCAAUCACACGCUUGUUUGAGGGGGGUUCCUAAAUGACAGGAAUAGUGACUUUGAGAUUUAGGAGCUCCUACAAAAAGAUUGUUGGGUAUAAUAAAGGGCUUCCAUCUGAGGAAGGCCCCACUUACUAAAAGAUUCAGGGUUGUCUAUGACAAGAGACUGCUUUUGCCUGACUGGAACACAUUACCCCUUUGGCUACUGACUUAUGCUACAAGCUACAGGGGUCUUAAAGCUUAAGAUAUAAUGACUGCUGUAGAAGGUUUUGACCCCCGGUUGCAACUACCAUUUUCGGCCUUAAUCGCAGGGCCUUCGAAUAGUGGUAAAACUUGUUUUGUAAAAAGUAUUUUAGAGAAUUCUGAACAUGUGUUAUCUCAAAAGCCUAAUAAUGUUGUGUGGUGUUAUUCAUGUUAUCAACCUCUGUAUGAUGAAUUGUUGAAGACAAUAAAAAUCAAGUUUGU
Messenger RNA from Oncorhynchus gorbuscha (pink salmon), 4438 nucleotides. RefSeq lists its product as uncharacterized. NCBI's taxonomy places the organism in Eukaryota, Metazoa, Chordata, Actinopteri, Salmoniformes, Salmonidae. The transcript is spliced from 3 exons. The coding region runs from base 759 to 1664 and encodes 301 amino acids. The record is from RefSeq and is a predicted model, not a curated record.